Molecule: messenger RNA, 276 nt
Organism: Fusarium tjaetaba
Lineage: Eukaryota; Fungi; Ascomycota; Sordariomycetes; Hypocreales; Nectriaceae
Exons: 2
Coding region: 1-276 (91 amino acids)
Source: RefSeq, a predicted model, not a curated record
AUGGCGUCUUCUCAGAACGAUAUCGGUAGCCUUGGCGAGCCACGCGCCUUUGACACUUCUGACGUGUUUCUUCUGUCGAGAGAGGCAUUCGUCCGCAAGGCCGCAAUCGAGGCUGGCAAGUAUUGGGAAGAGAUGCAUGCUCGUAACGCGACUGCCUCUGUCGGCAAAGAGCCAGCCUACAGGCCCAAACCACGAAAAAAUGAACGAUUCAACUUUGUAUGUGCCGCCGAGACGAUUGACAUUGUCGGAACGUCGGGAAAAACCCAAGCUAGUUAA